Messenger RNA from Medicago truncatula (barrel medic), 1173 nucleotides. RefSeq lists its product as uncharacterized. The transcript is spliced from 2 exons. The coding region runs from base 1 to 1173 and encodes 390 amino acids. The record is from RefSeq and is a predicted model, not a curated record. Lineage: Eukaryota; Viridiplantae; Streptophyta; Magnoliopsida; Fabales; Fabaceae.
AUGGCAUCUGCAGCACACCAAAAAUCUUCUUGGAAAAAUAGUUUUUUAAAGGAACGUCAACCAUUUUUGGACGGCAAGGGGGAAAUUGAGGAGUUGUCUGCUUUAGAAUUUGAGAAACUGCAUGGUAUUUCUUCUGAUAUUCAUUCAUUUUCCCAAUCAAGUUCUAGUAUUUGUUGGCAACAAUCCACGUUACAGUGGCUCCGAGAAGGGGAUGCAAACUCUAAAUGUUUCUAUUCCAUUCUUUUGGGUCGCCUUCGACGCAACGCAUUGGUGUCUAUUAUGGUUGAUGGCGCGGUGGUGGAGGGUGUGCAGCCCAUCCGCCAAGCCAUGUUUUCUCAUUUUUCAAUGCAUUUUCAGGCGAACCGGGAGGUGAGGCCGUUUGUGGACAAUUUGGUUUUUAAUACUCCAAACUAUGCUGAAGGAAGUGGUUUGACUAAACCAUUUUCAGAAGAGGAAGUUAAGGCAGCGGUUUGGGACUGUGAUAGUUUCAAGAGUCCUGGCCCAGACGGUGUGAACUUUGGUUUCUUUAAGGAUUUUUGGCUUGAUAUGAAAUCAUAUAUUAUGCACUUUUUGGUGGAAUUUCAUCGGAAUGGAAAAUUGUCGAGAGAACAAUCAGCUUUUGUUCAAAAUAGACAAUUUUUAGAUGGAAUAUUGAUAGCUAAUGAAGUAUUUGAGGUGGAUUUUGAGAAGGCAUAUGACUCUGUUGACUCGAGUUUCUUAGAUUCGGUUAUGGAUAGAAUGUAUUUUCCAUUCUUGUGGCGGAAAUGGAUUAAAGAGUGCAUUUCAGCAGCUACAACUUAUGUGUUAGUUAAUGGCAGCACCACUGAUGAGUUUCCAUUAGGGAGGGGUCUGCGUCAAGGUGAUCCCUUUUCUCCAUUCCUUUUUUUGCUGGCUGCUGAAGGGUUGAAUGUUAUGAUGAAGUCUCUGUUUGAGAAGAAUAUUUAUGCUAGUUAUAAGGUUGAUGCAACAUCCUUGGUAUUAGUUACUCAUCUCCAAUUUGUCGACGAUACCUUACUUUUGGGUGUCAAGAGCUGGGCAAAUGUUCGAUCCAUGAGGGCAGUUUUGCUUCUAUUUGAGGCUUUGUCUGGUCUGAAAGUCAAUUUCCAUAAAAGUAUGUUGGUGGGAGUCAAUAUUUCAGAUUCUUGGUUAAAUGAAGCGGCCUCUGUUUUAUGA